Messenger RNA from Acaulospora morrowiae, 124 nucleotides. The record is from the annotation of a GenBank genome assembly. Lineage: Eukaryota; Fungi; Glomeromycota; Glomeromycetes; Diversisporales; Acaulosporaceae.
AUCUUCCAUUGGUUAGUCGGGUGUGGGGCGCUUUUGUUGAAUGGUCCUCAGAUCACCUGAACGAGAAACGAGGUCGGUCACCUGAGUCAGAUACGAAACGGCGCACAAACAAAAAGCAAAAUGA